CUCGCCCCGCCGCCGGCCCGGCCCCUCCCCCGCCAUGAAGAAGCUGUGGGUGAAGAAGCGUUUCCAGUCUGGAGCCUUCCAUAUUCCGGAGAUCAACGCUGAGCUCAAUGAAUUUCUCCCAGCCCUGCCCUGUCCUCUGCGCACCCGGGCCUGCCUCUCAGUCUUACAUUAAGCGAGGCUCUGGCCCUUCGGGGCACCUUACCCUCCCCCCACCUCGCUACCUCUCCUCCGCCGCCUACUUGACACCUACCCCAGAAAACCGGCCAUUCCCGCCGGGCCUUUGGCCGACUUACCCAUGCGAAGUUUUCCGCUCCUGCAGAAAGCAAAGUUACGACUCGGAGACUGCCGAGGAUGACAUCAGCGAUGUGCAGGGGACCCAGCGCCUGGAGCUUCGGGAUGACGGGGCCUUCAGCACCCCCACGGGGGGCUCUGAUACCCUGGUGGGCACCUCCUUGGACACACCCCCGACCUCCGUGACAGGAACCUCAGAAGAGCAAGUGAGCUGGUGGGGCAGCGGGCAGACGGUCUUGGAGCAAGAAGCGGGCAGUGGAGGUGGCACCCGCCCCCUCCCAGGCAGCCCAAGGCAAGCACAGGCAACCGGGUCCGGGCCACGGCACCUGGGGGUGGAGCCGCUGGUGCGGGCAUCGCGAGCUAAUCUGGUGGGCGCAAGCUGGGGGUCAGAGGAUAGCCUUUCGGUGGCCAGUGACCUGUACGGCAGCGCGUUCAGUCUGUACAGAGGACGGGCGCUCUCGAUCCACGUCAGUGUCCCCCAGAGUGGACUGCACAGGGAGGAGGAGCCCGACUUUCAGCCUCAGCCCGCCAGCGAAGCCCCUCGUCCUCGUCCGUCCCUUCCACCUCCCUCCAAGUCCGCGCUGCUACCCCCGCCGUCCCCCCGUGUGGGUAAGCGGGCCCUGCCAGGACCCAGUGCCCAGCCCCCGGCCACCCCCACAUCGCCCCACCGGCGCACGCAGGAGCCCGCGCUGCCCGAGGACGCCGCCGCCGAAGAGAAGCGAGGGAAAAAGCCCAAGUCCUCGGGGCCCUCGCUGGCGGGCACGGUGGAGUCCCGGCCCCAAACCCCACUGAGCGAGGCCUCGGGCCGCCUGUCGGCGUUGGGCCGGUCGCCUCGGCUGGUGCGUGCCGGCUCGCGCAUCCUGGACAAGCUGCAGUUCUUCGAGGAGCGGCGGCGCAGCCUGGAGCGCAGCGACUCCCCGCCGGCGCCCCUGCGGCCCUGGGUGCCCCUGCGCAAGGCGCGCUCCCUGGAGCAGCCCAAGUCCGAGGGCAGCGAGCCGUGGGGGGCCCCCGGGGCGUCGCAGGAGGAGCUGCGGUCACCCCGGGGCAGCGUGGCCGAGCGCCGCCGCCUGUUCCAGCAGAAGGCGGCCUCGCUGGACGAGCGCACGCGGCAGCGCAGCCCGGCCUCGGACCUCGAGCUGCGCUUCGCCCAGGAGCUGGGUCGCAUCCGCCGGUCCACGUCGCGGGAGGAGCUGGUGCGCUCCCACGAGUCCCUGCGGGCCACGCUGCAGCGCGCCCCGUCCCCACGAGAGCCCGGCGAGCCCCCACUCUUCUCCCGGCCCUCGACCCCCAAGACCUCGCGGGCCGUGAGCCCCACCACCGCCACCUCCGCCCAGCCGCCCCCGGCCAGCGUUGCGGGCAAAUCGGGCGAUGAGCCUGGGAGGCCCCGGAGUCGAGGGCCAGCGGGCAGGACGGAGGCCGGGGAAGGCCCGCAGCAGGAGGUUAAGCGUCGGGACCAGUUCCCGCUGACCCGGAGCCGAGCUAUUCAAGAAUGCAGGAGCCCCGUGCCGCCCCCAAGUGCGGAGCCUCCGGAGACCCGGACAAAGGCCCCCUCGGGCCGCAAACGGGAGCCGCCCGCGCAGGCGGUGCGCUUCUUGCCCUGGGCCACUCCUGGCGUGGAGGGCGCCGCUGGGCCGCAGACCUUGGAGAAGAACAGAGCGGGGCCUGAGGCCGAGAAGAGGCUGCGCAGAGGGCCCGAGGAGGAUGGUCCCUGGGGGGCCUGGGACCGCAGAGGGGCCCGCAGCCAAGGCAAAGGUCGUCGGGCCCGGCCCACUUCCCCUGAGCUCGAGUCUUCGGAUGACUCCUAUGUUUCGGCUGGAGAGGAGCCCCUGGAAGCCCCCGUGUUUGAGAUCCCCUUGCAGAAUGUGGUGGUGGCGCCAGGGGCUGACGUGCUGCUCAAAUGUAUCAUCACGGCCAACCCUCCACCCCAAGUGUCCUGGAAGAAGGAUGGGUCAGAGCUUCACAGUGAGGGCCGCCUUCUCCUCCGGGCUGAGGGGGAGCGGCACACGCUGCUGCUCAGAGAGGCCCGGGCUGCUGAUGCUGGGAGCUAUACGGCUACCGCCACCAAUGAACUGGGUCAGGCCACCUGUGCGGCUUCACUGGCUGUGAGACCAGGCGGAUCCGUAUCCCCUUUCAGCAGCCCCAUCACCUCUGAUGAGGAAUACUUGAGUCCCCCGGAGGAAUUCCCGGAGCCUGGGGAGACCUGGCCCCGAACACCAGCCAUGAAGCUCAGCCCCAGCCAGGAUCAGCGCUCUUCAGACUCUGCCUCCAAGGCACCGCCCACCUUCAAGGUCUCACUCAUGGACCAGUCAGUAAGAGAAGGCCAAGAUGUAAUCAUGAGCAUCCGGGUACAGGGAGAUCCCAAGCCUGUGGUCUCCUGGCUAAGGAAUCGCCAGCCUGUGCGUCCAGACCAGCGGCGUUUUGCAGAGGAGGCCGAGGGCGGGCUGUGUCGUUUGCGGAUCCUGGCCGCCGAGCGGGGCGAUGCUGGUUUCUAUACCUGCAAGGCCGUCAACGAGUACGGCGCUCGGCAGUGCGAAGCCCGCCUGGAGGUCCGAGCACACCCUGAAAGCCGGUCCCUGGCCGUGCUGGCCCCUCUGCAGGACGUGGACGUGGGGGCCGGGGAGAUGGCGCUGUUUGAGUGCUUGGUGGCGGGUCCUGCUGACGUGGAGGUGGACUGGCUGUGCCGCGGCCGCCUGUUGCAGCCUGCCCUGCUCAAAUGCAAGAUGCACUUUGAUGGCCGAAAAUGCAAGCUGCUGCUCACAUCUGUGCACGAGGACGACAGUGGCAUCUACACCUGCAAACUGAGCACAGCCAAAGAUGAGCUAACCUGCAGUGCCCGGCUGACCGUGCGGCCCUCAUUGGCACCCCUGUUCACCCGGCUGCUGGAGGACGUGGAGGUGCUGGAGGGCCGAGCUGCCCGCCUUGACUGCAAGAUCAGUGGCACCCCGCCUCCCUCCAUUACCUGGACUCAUUUUGGCCGCCUGGUGGAGGAGAGCGAGAACUUGAGGCUGAGGCAGGACGGGGGUCUGCAUUCGCUGCACAUUGCCCAUGUGGGCAGCGAGGACGAGGGGCUGUAUGAAGUCAGUGCCAUCAACACCCAUGGCAAGGCCCACUGCUCUGCCCAGCUGUAUGUGGAGGAGCCUCGGACAGCUGCCUCUGGGCCCAGUUCAAAACUGGAGAAGAUGCCAUCCAUCCCUGAGGAGCCAGAGCACGGCGAGCUAGAGCGACUGUCCAUUCCUGACUUCCUGCGGCCACUGCAGGACCUGGAGGUGGGACUGGCUAAGGAGGCCAUGCUGGAGUGCCAGGUGACCGGCCUGCCCUACCCGACCAUCAGCUGGUUCCACAAUGGCCACCGCAUCCAAAGCAGUGAUGACCGACGCAUGACGCAGUACAGGGAUGUACAUCGUCUGGUGUUUCCAGCUGUGGGCCCUCAGCAUGCUGGUGUCUAUAAGAGUGUCAUCGCCAACAAGCUGGGCAAAGCUGCCUGUUACGCCCACCUCUAUGUCACAGAUGUGGUUCCAAGUCCCCCGGAUGGUGCCCCGCAGGUGGUGACCGUCACAGGGAAGAUGGUCACUCUCUCGUGGAACCCCCCCAGAAGUCUGGACAUGGCUAUUGAUCCAGGCUCCUUGACAUACACCGUGCAGCACCAGGUGCUGGGCUCAGACCAGUGGACGGCACUGGUCACAGGCCUGCAAGAGCCUCAGUGGGCAGCCACGGGGCUGCGGAAGGGGCUCCAGCACAUCUUCCGGGUCCUCAGCACCAGUGGCAAGAGCAGCAGCAAGCCCUCGGCGCCCUCGGAGCCCGUGCAGCUGCUGGAGCGCGGCCCGCCCCUGGAGGAGGCUCCUGUCGUAUUGGACAGACCGGAAAUUGUGUAUGUGGUAGAGGGACAGCCCGCUCGAGUCACUGUCACCUUCAACCAUGUGGAGGCCCAGGUUGUCUGGAGGAGCUGCCGAGGAGCCCUUCUAGAGGCCCGAACAGGUGUAUAUGAGCUGAGCCAGCCAGACGAUGACCAGUAUUGUCUUCGGAUCUGCCGGGUGAGCCGCCGCGACCUGGGGUCCCUCACCUGCACUGCUCGAAACCGUCACGGCACACAGGCCUGCUCAGUAGUCCUGGAGCUGGCAGAGGCUCCUCGGUUCGAGUCCAUCAUGGAGGAUGUGGAGGUGGGGGCCGGGGAAACAGCUCGGUUUGCUGUGGUGGCUGAGGGGAAACCGCUGCCGGACAUCAUGUGGUACAAGGACGAGGUGCUGCUGGCCGAGAGCAGCCACGUGAGCUUCGUGUACGAGGAGAAUGAGUGCUCUCUGGUGGUGCUAAGCACGGGGGCCCAAGAUGGAGGCGUCUAUACCUGCAUAGCACGGAACCUGGCCGGCGAAGUCUCCUGCAAGGCCGAGCUGGCUGUACUUUCAGCUCAGACAGCCAUGGAGGUAGAAGGAGUUGGAGAGGACGAGGAACAUCGAGGCAGGAGACUCAGCGACUUUUAUGACAUCCACCAGGAGAUUGGCAGGGGCGCCUUCUCCUACCUGCGCCGUGUAGUGGAGCGGAGCUCUGGUCUAGAGUUCGCGGCCAAGUUCAUUCCCAGCCAGGCCAAGCCCAAAGCAUCCGCGAGACGGGAAGCCCGGCUGCUGGCCAGGCUUCAACAUGACUGUGUCCUCUACUUCCACGAGGCCUUUGAGAGGCGUCGGGGACUGGUCAUUGUCACCGAGCUCUGCACAGAAGAGCUGUUGGAGCGCAUGGCCAGGAAACCCACCGUGUGUGAGUCUGAGAUCCGGGCCUAUAUGCGGCAGGUGCUAGAGGGAAUAUGCUAUCUGCACCAGAGCCACGUACUGCACCUUGAUGUCAAGCCUGAGAACUUGCUGGUGUGGGACGGCGCACAAGGUGAAGAGCAGGUGCGCAUCUGUGACUUCGGGAAUGCCCAAGAGAUGACUCCAGGGGAGCCCCAGUACUGCCAAUAUGGCACACCGGAAUUCGUGGCACCCGAGAUCGUCAACCAGAGCCCUGUGUCUGGAGUCACUGACAUCUGGCCCGUGGGUGUUGUUGCCUUCCUCUGUCUGACAGGCAUCUCCCCAUUUGUUGGGGAGAAUGAUCGGACAACACUGAUGAACAUCCGAAAUUACAACGUGGCCUUUGAUGAGACCACAUUCCUGAGUCUGAGCAGGGAGGCCCGGGGCUUCCUCAUCAAAGUGCUGGUGCAGGACCGGCUGAGACCCACUGCAGAGGAGACCCUAGAACAUCCUUGGUUCAAAACACAAGCAAAGGGGGCAGAGGUGAGCACCGAUCACCUGAAGCUCUUCCUUUCCCGGCGGAGGUGGCAGCGCUCCCAGAUCAGCUACAAAUGCCACCUGGUGUUGCGCCCCAUUCCCGAGUUGCUGCGGGCACCGCCAGAGCGGGUGUGGGUGGCCAUACCCAGAAGAUCACCCCCUAGUGGGGAGCUCUCGUCUUCCUCGGACUCGGAAGAAGAGGAGCUGGAGGAGCUGCCCUCGGUGCCCCGCCCCCUGCAGCCCGAGUUCUCUGGCUCCAGGGUGUCUCUCACCGACAUUCCCACGGAGGAUGAGGCCCUAGGGUCCCCCGAGGCUGGGGCUGUCACCCCUAUGGACUGGCAAGAACAGGGAAGGGUUCCCUCUCAGGACCAGGAAGCCCCCAGCCCCGAGGCCCUCCCCUCUCCAGGCCCGGAGUCCCCCGCUGGGACCAGUCCCAGGCGGGGAGAGCUCCGCAGGGGUAGCUCGGCUGAGAGUGCCCUGCCCCGGGCCGGGCCGCGGGAGCCGGGCCGGGGACUGCACAAGGCGGCGUCGGUGGAGUUGCCGCAGCGCAGGAGCCCCAGCCCGGGAGCCACGCGCCUGGCCCGGGGAGGCCUGGGCGAGGGAGAGUACGCCCAGAGGCUGCAGGCCCUGCGCCAGCGGCUGCUGCGGGGAGGCCCCGAGGAUGGCAAGGUCAGCGGCCUCAGGGGUCCCCUGCUGGAGAGCUUGGGGGGACGCGCGCGGGACCCCCGGAUGGCGCGGGCUGCCUCCAGCGAGGCGGCGCCCCACCACCAGCCCCCUCCCGAGGCGCGGGGCUUGCAAAAGAGCAGCAGCUUCUCCCAGGGUGAGGCGGAGCCUCGGGGUCGCCACCGCCGCGCCGGGGCACCCCUCGAAAUUCCGGUAGCCAAGCUUGGGGCUCGCAGAUUGCAGGAAUCCCCCUCCCUGUCUGCCCUCAGCGAAGCCCAGCCAGCCAGCCCUGCGCGGCCCAGCGCCCCCAAACCCAGUAUCCCCAAGUCCCCAGAACCUUCAGCCGCCAAACCCAGUGAACCUCCCCAGCCCUUAGCACCUCAGUCGUUAGCACCCCAGCCUGUUCCAGAGAAGACCCCAGAGCCCACCCCAAAGCCAGUCCGAGCCUCCAAGCCCGCUCUGGCCCUGCAGACCCCCGGGCUGCCCCUCACGCCCUAUGCCCAGAUCAUGCAGUCGCUCCAGCUCUCAGUCCCCGGCCAGUCCCCGCAGGGCUCCCCGGGGCCUCCUUCAGAGCCCAGACCCCACCCGGCGGUGUUCGCCAGGGUGGCCUCCCCAACCCCCGGAGCCUCCGAGAAGCGCGUGCCUUCUUCAGCCCGGGCUCCCCCAGUGCUAGCCGAGAAAGCGCGGGUCCCCACGGUGCCCCCGAGGCCAGGCAGCAGCCUGGGCAGCAGCAUCGAGAACCUGGAGUCCGAGGCCGUGUUCGAGGCCAAGUUCAAGCGCAGCCGCGAGUCGCCCCUGUCUCGGGGGCUGCGGCUGCUGAGCCGCUCGCGCUCGGAGGAGCGCGGUCCGUUCCGCGGGGCCCAGGACGACGACGGCAUCUACCGGCCGAGCCCGGCGGGAACCCCGCUGGAGCUGGUGCGACGUGCCGAGCGCUCGCGCUCGGUGCAGGACCUCCGGACCGUCGGGGAGCCCGGCUUCGUCCGCCGCCUGUCGCUGUCGCUGUCGCAGAGGUUACGGAGGACCCCGCCGGCGCAGCGCCACGCGGCCUGGGAGGCUCGGGGCGCCGACGGCGAGAGCUCGGAGGGCGGGAGCUCGGCGCGCGGCUCGCCGGUGCUGGCGGUGCGCAGGAGGCUCAGCUCCACGCUCGAGCGCCUGUCGGGCCGUCUGCAGCGCAGCGGCAGCAGCGAGGACUCCGGCGGCGGCUCGGGCCGCAGCACGCCGCUCUUCGGCAAGCUGCGCAGGGCCACGUCCGAGGGCGAGAGCCUGCGGCGCCUCGGCGUUCCGCACAACCAGCUGGCCUCGCAGGCCGGCGCCGCCACUCCUUCGGCCGAGUCUCUGGGCUCCGAGGCCAGCGGCACCUCGGGUUCCUCGGCGCCAGGGGAAAGCCGAAGCCGGCGUCGCUGGGGCUUCUCCAGACUGCGGAAGGACAAGGGCUCAUCCCAGCCAAACCUCUCUGCCAGCAUCCAGGAGGAUUUGGGUCACCAGUAUGUGCCCAGUGAGUCAGACUUCCCCCCAGUCUUCCACAUCAAACUCAAGGACCAGGUGCUGCUGGAGGGGGAGGCAGCCACCCUGCUCUGCCUGCCAGCAGCCUGCCCUGCACCCCGCAUUUCCUGGAUGAAAGACAAGCAGUCCCUAAGGUCAGAGCCCUCGGUGGUCAUCGUGUCCUGCAAAGACGGACGGCAGCUGCUAAGCAUCCCGCGGGCCAGCAAGCGGCACGCCGGUCUCUACGAGUGCUCAGCUGCCAACGUCCUGGGCAGAGUCACGAGCUCCUGUACUGUGGCUGUGGCCCGCAUCCCAGGAAAGCUAGCUCCUCCCGAAGUGCCCCAGACCUACCAGGAUACAGCGCUGGUGCUAUGGAAACCAGGAGACAGCCGGGCACCUUGCACAUACACGCUGGAGCGGCGGGUGGAUGGGGAGUCUGUCUGGCACCCUGUGAGCUCAGGCAUCCUCGACUGUUACUACAACGUGACCCACCUGCCCACUGGUGUGACUGUGAGGUUCCGUGUGGCGUGUGUCAACCGUGCUGGGCAGGGGCCUUUCAGCAACCCUUCUGAGAAAGUCCUUGUCAGGGGCACUCAAGAUUCUUCAGCUCGGCCAACUGCUGUUCCCCAAGAUGCCCCUGUUACCUCAGGGCCAGCCAGGGCCCCACCUCCUGAUUCUCCUACCUCACUGACCCCCACCCCAGCUCCCCUAGCCCCUCAGGCAGCCACUUUCAGCCCCUCAACUUCCCCCACAUCCUCCAGCCAGGCCUUGUCCUCACACAAGGCCAUGGGUCCACCGCCCCCAACCCCGCCGCGAAAGCACAGGGGCCUGCUGGCUGCCCAGCCAACACAUCCCGCCCCGCCCAGCGUCCAGGUCACCCCAAGUGAACCCAAGUCUUUUGUCCCUGGCAGUGGAACCCCAGCCCCAGCCGCCACUCCUCGCGGGGUUAAACCAGCAUCCUCCUCUACUUCCCUCUACAUGGUGACUUCCUUUGUGUCUGCACCUCCAGCCCCCGAGCCCCCAGCCCCCGAGCCCCCGCCCGAGCCCACCAAAGCGACUGUACGAAGCCUCAGCCCAGCCAAGGAGGCGGUCAGUCCCCUCACACCCGAGAGCACCACUCUCCGGCAGGGUCCUCCCCAGAAACCCUAUACCUUCCUGGAGGAGAAGGCCAGGGGCCGCUUUGGUGUCGUGCGAGCAUGCCGGGAGAAUGCCACAGGGAGGACGUUUGUGGCCAAGAUCGUGCCCUACGCAGCAGAGGGCAAGCAGCGAGUGCUGCAGGAGUACGAGGUGCUGCGGACGCUGCACCACGAGCGGCUCAUGGCCCUGCACGAAGCCUACAUCACCCCCCGGUACCUCGUGCUCAUCACCGAGAGCUGUGGCAACCGGGAACUCCUCUGCGGGCUCAGUGACAGAUUCCGGUAUUCAGAAGACGACGUGGCCACCUAUGUGGUACAGCUGCUACAAGGCCUGGACUACCUCCACGGCCACCACGUGCUACACCUGGACAUCAAGCCGGACAACCUGCUGCUCGCCCCCGACAACGCCCUGAAGAUUGUGGACUUCGGCAGUGCCCAGCCUUACAACCCCCAGGCCCUUCGGCCUCUGGGCCACCGCACAGGAACACUGGAGUUCAUGGCUCCUGAGAUGGUGAAGGGAGAACCCAUCGGCUCCGCCACAGACAUCUGGGGAGCGGGUGUGCUCACCUACAUCAUGCUCAGUGGACACUCCCCAUUCUAUGAGCCAGACCCCCAGGAGACAGAGGCUCGGAUCGUAGGGGGCCGCUUUGAUGCCUUCCAGCUGUACCCCAACACAUCCCAGAGUGCCACUCUCUUCUUGCGAAAGGUCCUCUCAGUACAUCCCUGGAGCCGGCCCUCCCUGCAGGACUGCCUGGCCCACCCGUGGCUGCAGGACGCCUACCUGAUGAAGCUGCGCCGCCAGACCCUUACCUUCACCACCAACCGGCUCAAGGAGUUCCUGGGUGAGCAGCGGCGUCGCAGGGCCGAAGCUGCCACCCGCCACAAGGUGCUGCUCCGCUCCUACCCUGGCAGCCCCUAAGUGGCAUGGACCACAGUCUGGCCUCAGGCUUCAACUCCGGUUCCCACUGUCGCCACCAAGGGACAUUCCAGGGCCCACACUGAGUUGGGCAGGCCAGGGCUUGGGACACCACCAGCAAGCAGCAACAUCUGGCCGGGCUGUUACCUCAUGGAGCCGAGGGGAAAGGUCCCCCGGGGGCGGGGGGGCUUUGGCCAGAAGUCACCCUGGCAAGAGCCAGAACAGGGAGAGCCGUUGGCCAGACCCGGGCGUGGGAUGGGAACAGGAAGAGGCAUGAAGGGGAAAAGGAAGU
Jaculus jaculus (lesser Egyptian jerboa) is the source of this 10032-nucleotide messenger RNA. RefSeq names its product striated muscle enriched protein kinase (gene Speg). The transcript is spliced from 44 exons. Gene Ontology annotation, biological process: muscle cell differentiation; protein phosphorylation. Bases 108 to 9743 code for a protein of 3211 amino acids. NCBI's taxonomy places the organism in Eukaryota, Metazoa, Chordata, Mammalia, Rodentia, Dipodidae. Gene Ontology annotation, molecular function: protein binding; ATP binding; protein kinase activity. The record is from RefSeq and is a predicted model, not a curated record.